AUGCCGAGUACGCCUCUGGGGUUCCCGCUUUUGGAUGUGUCUCCACCUGAGGUCUCUCAUGAGGCGGUGCAGGUCGAUAGGGACGAGUCCCAGGCAGCAGGCAUCAGUGAUAUGCAGGCUCCUACGUUGGAGGCCGCUUUAUCCUCAUCCAGUGAGUCGGAGCAGGAUGCUGGCACUUCAGGUUCGGUUCGGCGUUCCAGUGUGGCCAUCUCAGCCACUUUCCAGCCUGAGGAGUGCGAUGAAUUCUUGUUCUUGCAGGGGGCAUCAGGUACAGUCCACGUGGCAGCACCUCAGGAAGUGCAUCGGGCUUCCAUGGCUAACGUGGAUGCGGCGCUUUUGGAGCUUGCCGUUGCAUGCAGAGUACCGCAGGAGUUCCACUUCGUGCUAGAUGGUUAUGACGUGCCGCUGUUUGGUUGCCUAGCAGCCUCACACUCGGAAGUCGAUGCCUCAAUCGAGAUACUGCUGGAGGGGGCCUCCUUGCCUGCAAAUUCCACUGAGAAACUACGUCUUAUGUCAUGCUUCCGCCUGCUGUUUCAGAAGUGUCAGUCUGUGACGGCAACCGGUUCGUCUGCGGGGAGUGCGGCCCAUGCAAGCAUGACAUCCAAUGCAGCCUCAUGGGUAGACUCUUUCCCGGCUAAAUUGACAGGUGAGGAGGUGGUGAAACUCCGCCUUGAGUUCGAGGCUUCGUACCCAGGAGAGGUCUUGGAUGCGGACAACACCCCAGGUCACCGGCUCUUAGCUUUGGCCGCAAAGCUUGUUAAACCAGGUGAGAUGCGGUGGGUGGCCUGGAAGCAUCGGAUGAGCAAAUCCCAAGAGGAGUCUUUCGCUCUGCGCAGGCCGGCAAAAAUCCCAAGGUUGGAAGAGCUGGUGUACGACGAGAUACCUUCAAGAGAGCUACCUCAAGGCCAAGUCGGCAUGACCUUCCUGCAGGGCAUUUUGGGUCUUUUGUGCAUAUCACUCGCCUUCGUUAAGGGGGCUCACCUUCAGAGCCUGCGGCUUUACGAGCGCAAGUUCAUCCGCCUGGCCUGCCAGCGGCAUGAGGCAUCUUCGGGGCUACGAAGCCCGAAUAUUGAGGAGCUUCAGGCGGCAGACAAGCACAUUUGGGGCUUGAUCGCGGAUUUAGUCAAUGUCCACAAGUGGAGCCUGAAUGAUGCACUGACGGAGGUAGUGCAAGUUCGCGGUGACUUGGCGGCCAUGUUGCAGCCUCGCAGCCAAAUCUUGAAGAUCAACAGGCAGCCUUUCAAAGGCAACGGCAAGGGGAAAGACUCCCCGGGCGGUAAGAACGGCAAGGGCAACAAGGGCAAUGGCACCAACAGUCAACGCUGCUUUCUUACACGGACUCCAAUGGUCAGCGCAAACAGUUGUGCCGUGGUUACAGUUCUCCAGACGGAUGCAAGUUUGAAAACUGUAAAUUCGAGCAUCUCUGCCCGGUUCCCGGCCCAGAUGGUCACAGUCGGUGGCGGAACACUCCGAUGUGCGGACUGGUCGAUCCAGCGAAAUUCCGUCGCCGACUUCAGCGGAUUUUUCUUGGGUGCGCGAUCUCGAGCACAAUAUUUCAAUUUUGGGGCGAGAGCGGGCUCCAAUGUGGGGCUUUGCAAAGGCACAGCAGAAAACGCAGAAUUCGUUGAGUACCUGAACAUUUUCCUUCGGCAGAUUUUUCCAGACGGCACAUGGUCCAGUUUUUGUGUCAGUCACAAUGAGUUCGCUCAUAUCCACGUGGAUAAGAACCUUCCGGGAUCUUUGAAUUAUUCAUUCAGUGUUGGUGCUUUUGAGAAAGGCGGCUUGUGGGUGGCUUUGCCACCAGACGAACUUCCUCACCUUCCGCGAGUGCCUCCGCCGGACACAUCAGCUGAUGCCUCGCUGUUGGGUUGCAUAGUUCAGACCAGGAGGUGUGGUUUUUCUUGGGAUGGCAGCGUUGCUCAUUGUUCGGAGCCAUGGGUUGGCGACAGAUGGGUCGUGACGGCCUAUACUUCUUGCACUUGGGGUUCAAUGCCUGAACCAGAUCUUCGCUCUUUACGUGAUCUUAUGUUUCCGCUUCCAGGCGACGCCAUGGUGGUCGACGAGGUGUCGUGUGCGUCUCGGGCUGCCAAAGUUGACCAGGCACAGCUGGGGCUACCGGCGGCAGUCAUGCCUCCGGACCUUGAUGCAAUUCGCGGAAAUCUUUUUCUGGAGAUCUGUUCUGGGCCAAAUCGGCCUCUGUCUGCUGCCUUCCUGGCGAAGGGUGUUUCAGUGCUGUCGAUCGACAUUCUUUUGCAUGAAGAUCAUAACUUGUUGAAUGACUCCACUUAUGACAGCCUCAUGCGGCUAUGCUACAGCGGACAAGUGAAUCUGGCGCACGCUUCUCCACCUUGCACGGAGUACUCCAGGCUGAAGCUCCGGGCAGACGGUGGCCCCAGGGCGAUUCGCACUCCAGAACACAUGUCUGGAGUUCCUGAUUUGAGUCCAUCAGAGCGGCAACGUCUGGAGCAAAGUAAAAAAGUGCUGGUUCGUACAAUCAAUUUGCUGCUGGCAACAUACUGCGCUGGAGGGCAUGUUAGUCUGGAAAACCCUUUGAACAGCAUGGCAUGGUUGGAGCAGGAAGUCCGAGAAUUUCUGCAACACAUCAACGCGGACCUCAACUGUGUGGCAGGGAUUGUUGACGAAGACGGCGUUUACGCUUCAAGGGCCACUUCGGAGUUUCCGGCACAGCUCGCACAGGCCUAUGCAGAAGCUGUUCUUCCUUUGUUCGAGACUUCGAGCAAGCCGUACACCAUUUCUCUUGAACAGGUUAGGUUUCUUCGAACUCACAAAACCAAGGAGGAACUUCCCCGAAGCACACAGGACGGAGGUGUGAUCUACUCAAUGCCGGAUUGGAGUUUUCCUCCGAGCGGCUGCAAGGACCUCCUAGGGGGAGUGCGUAAGCAGCUUGUGGAGUACCUUUUCCACAUCAGGGCCCCAUUGCGAUUGCGCGCCCAUGUGGAGUCCGAAAGCGAACUCCCGCUGUUCACAGAGCCUGAGGUUCGGCAGUUCAGGGAGAUCUGGCAGCAAUGGUUCAUGCAACAGGGUGUGCAAUCAAUCGAUUGGAGCGUGGCUGAACAUCAACCUUACUCGAUGCUGGCCUUACAAAGCCUCUCUCGAGCCUUGCAAGACAGAGAGUGA
Symbiodinium sp. CCMP2592 is the source of this 3138-nucleotide messenger RNA. Lineage: Eukaryota; Dinophyceae; Suessiales; Symbiodiniaceae. The record is from the annotation of a GenBank genome assembly.